Cyanidioschyzon merolae strain 10D is the source of this 738-nucleotide messenger RNA. RefSeq lists its product as hypothetical. The coding region runs from base 1 to 738 and encodes 245 amino acids. The record is from RefSeq and is a predicted model, not a curated record. Gene Ontology annotation, molecular function: protein binding. The transcript has a single exon. NCBI's taxonomy places the organism in Eukaryota, Rhodophyta, Bangiophyceae, Cyanidiales, Cyanidiaceae.
AUGUUCGUACCAGCGGGCGUAUUCCCAAAGUGUGGUACGGCUGCCUCUGAAACGCCGCGUAGCACCCUGCGGAUACGACGACAGGGUCGAAAGUUCGCGCGCUGUCAACGCACGGCUCGAGCGCUCUUCGUCUACGCGAACGACUUCGGCUAUAAUGUGUACCUGGACCCGGAGGACCGUGCCAAACGUGAACUCUCAGAAAAUGACAUCUACGCGGUUGUCCAAAAACCUUUGGGUCUAACACUUGCGGAGCGUGACGACGGUAUGGUGUACAUAGCGGCCGUUCAGCCUGGGGGCAACGCGGCGAAGACAGGGGUACUGAGGCCCGGUCAGAUAGUGACCGCAGUCAGUGCGACUUUUGGCGACGAGAUUUGGAGCGUGCGCGGCGUCGGGCUUGAUCGCGUGCUCAAGUCGAUAAAAGUUCGAUCUGGAGACUUUGUUACCCUCGUCGUUGAGGACGAACAAACGGUUGAGCAGAAGAAAACUGACGCCUAUGAAAUAGCACAACGGCGGGCAGUGGAGGCUCGAGAGAAGUACGGAGAACGCGAAGUGCUUGAUCCGGUGACCUGGACCAGCCGUUCCGUGCCUAAAAAUAGCAGCAGCGACUUAAACGAUCCAGAGCUCGAGCGGACACUCACCGACGCUGUGGAUGAGCCUUUUCGCCAGACCUGGUUGCUGUGGGCUCUGGGUGGCGCGGUUGCAAUCGUAGCGGUACUUGCAUUCACGUUUUUCACCUAA